Aphanomyces invadans is the source of this 3734-nucleotide messenger RNA. RefSeq names its product isoleucine-tRNA ligase. Gene Ontology annotation, molecular function: aminoacyl-tRNA deacylase activity; isoleucine-tRNA ligase activity; tRNA binding. Gene Ontology annotation, biological process: isoleucyl-tRNA aminoacylation. The coding region runs from base 21 to 3557 and encodes 1178 amino acids. NCBI's taxonomy places the organism in Eukaryota, Oomycota, Saprolegniomycetes, Saprolegniales, Verrucalvaceae. The record is from RefSeq and is a predicted model, not a curated record. The transcript is spliced from 3 exons.
AUUUGGGUGGUGGUUCUAGCAUGACGAAGAAGCCGUCGUCGUCGCCGCACGCGAACGUGCGUCUCCCGGAACGUCUGUCGUUUCCCGACGAAGAAGUGAAGACGCUAGAGCUGUGGCAAGAGCUGGAUGCGUUCCAUACGUCGCUCCGGUUGUCCAAGGACCGCAAGCCGUUCACGUUUUACGACGGUCCGCCGUUUGCCACAGGCUUGCCGCAUCAUGGCCACAUUCUCGCGGGUACGAUCAAGGAUAUUGUCACGCGUUUUGCGCACCAAACGGGGCACUACGUUGAACGUCGCUUCGGGUGGGAUUGCCACGGGUUGCCGGUUGAAUUUGAAAUCAACAAGAAGCUCAACAUCCACACAAAGGAGGAAGUGCUGGCGAUGGGGAUCGACAAGUACAACAACGAGUGCCGUGGGAUUGUGCAGCGCUACACGAAGGAGUGGGAAACCACCGUCGCUCGCUUGGGUCGUUGGAUCGAUUGCAAGAACGAUUACAAGACGAUGGAACCUUGGUAUAUGGAAAGCGUGUGGCACGUGUUUGCCACGUUGUUCCAAAAGGACUUGGUCUACCGUGGAUUCAAGAUCCUGCCGUACUCGACGGCAUGUAACACGUCGUUGUCGAACUUCGAGGCGAACCAAGACUAUCGUGACACUCCCGACCCGAGCGUCGUCGUGUCGUUCCCGAUCAUCGGCGAUGAGGCCACGCACUUGUUGGCAUGGACGACGACGCCUUGGACGCUGCCGUCCAAUUUGGCGUUGUGCGUGAACCCUGACCUGGACUACAUCAAGGUGAAGGACCUCAAGUCGGACAAGUUUUACAUCCUCGCCGAGGCCCGCCUCGUCCAAGUGUACCCAAAGCUCGAAAAGAAGGGGUACGUUGCCGGCUCCGAGUUCGAAAAGGUCGGCGCGUCGUUCAAGGGCGUCGACUUGGUCGGGAAGAAGUACGUUCCGCUCUUUGACACGUUCGCCGACUGGCCGAACGCGUUCCAGGUGCUCGCCGACAAGUAUGUCUCGGCGGACGGCGGUACCGGCAUUGUCCACCAAGCGCCGACGUACGGCGAAGACGAUUACCGCGUCUGCUUGAAAAACGCGAUCGUGACAAAGACGGCGUUGCCGGACCCGUUGGAUGAUAAUGGCAAGUUCACCAAGCAGGUGCCGCUCGUUGCAGGGCUCCAUGUCAAGGAAGCGGACGAUGUGCUGUGCAAGGACCUGAAGGCGCGCGACCGUCUUGUCAGCAAGAGCACGUUUGUCCACAGCUACCCGUUCUGCUACCGCAGUGGGACGCCGUUGAUCUACCGCGCGGUGCCUGGAUGGUUUGUUAACGUGGAGAAAAUCAAGGACAAGAUAAUUGCGAACAACCAAAAAACGUACUGGGUCCCGGCCUUUGUCAAGGAGAAGCGCUUUCACAACUGGCUCGUCGACGGCAAGGACUGGAACAUCAGUCGCGGCCGUUUCUGGGGCACCCCACUGCCGCUGUGGGUCAGCGACGACUACGAAGAGGUCGUGUGCGUUGGGUCGAUUGACGAGCUCAAGGCGCUGUCGGGCGUGACUACCAUCACAGACUUGCACCGCGAGUUCAUGGACGAGAUCACGAUCCCGUCCAAGACGGGGCGCGGUGUCCUGCGCCGCGUGCCAGAAGUGUUCGACUGCUGGUUCGAAUCCGGCUCGAUGCCGUAUGCGCAGCAGCAUUACCCGUUUGAAAACAAGGAAAAGUUUCACAGCGGAUUCCCUGCCGACUUUAUUGCAGAAGGGCUGGACCAAACCCGCGGGUGGUUUUACACGCUCAUGGUGAUCGGGACGGCGCUGUUUGACCAGCCGCCCUUCAAGAACCUCAUUGUAAACGGUCUCGUCUUGGCCGAAGACGGCCGCAAGAUGAGCAAGUCCCUGAAAAACUACCCCGACCCGGCCGACAUUUUUGCCAAGUACGGUGCGGAUGCCCUCCGCCUGUACUUGAUCAAUUCGCCCGUCGUCCGCGCCGAGCCGCUCAAGUUCCAGGAGGCCGGCGUCAUGGGAAUCAUCCGCGACCUAUUCCUCCCCUGGUACAACUCGGCGCGGUUCUUCGUUCAGAACGUGGAACGCCUCGAAGACGUCACUGGCUCGACGUUUGUGCCGUCGACUACGGUCGACUACACGAACGUGAUGGAUGCAUGGAUCAUUGCGGCGUUGCACAGCUUGAUCAAAUUUGUGCGUGCCGAAAUGGCGGCGUACCGACUGUACACGGUUGUGCCGCGCCUCGUCGAUUUCAUCGACCAGCUCACCAAGUGGUACGUCCGGUUGAACCGCAACCGCCUCAAGGGCAGUGACGGGGCGGAAGCCGCGCACGUUGCGCUCUCCGCGCUCUUUGAAGUGCUCUACACGUUGUGCAAGCUCAUGGCGCCGUUUACGCCGUUUCUGACCGAGUACAUGUAUCAGUUCUUAAAGUUGUACCACCCCAAGUCGCAGACGAUCGCGACGCCGGGGUCGCCCGAAGACAGCGACGGGUUGGCAAAGAGCAUCCACUUUUUGAUGAUCCCUGACGCGGACGAGACCCGAUUGAACGAAAUGGCCGAGUCCCGCAUGGCCAACCUCCAGAGCGUCAUCGAGAUGGGCCGCGUGGUCCGCGAACGCCGCAAUAUCUCGCUAAAGAACCCUGUCAAGCGUGUGGUAGUCGUGUGCAGCGACGCCGCCGUCUUGAGCGAGUUGAAGGACGUGUCUUCGUACAUUCACGACGAACUGAACAUGCGCGACUUGGAAUUCGCCGCCGAUGAAAAAGCGUGGUGCACGCUAAAGGUGGAAGUCAACAGCAAAGUGUUGGGCAAAAGGUUGGGCAAGGGACUCGCCCCUGUCAAGAAGCAAGUCGAAGCGCUGACCCACGAACAAGCGCUGCACUACCAAACCCACCAAACGAUCACUUUGCACGACAAUGUCGUGCUAUCUGGUGACGACUUGAUCGUCAAGCGCGACUUCAAGGGCGACAAAUCCAUCUACGAAGCCGACGUAUCUCCCGAUGGCCGCCUCAUGGUCGUCAUUGACGUUCGCGAGGACAACGACCUGCGCAACCAGGGGUUUGCCCGCGAAUUUGUCAACCGCGUACAAAAGUUGCGCAAAAAGGCGGGUUUGAUUGUCGGCGACAAGGUCCACAUCUACUUUCAAGAAGGCGAAUCGAACGACGGCCCCAUCACCGAGGCCAUCAAGCAAUUCGUGGGCAUCGUCGCUGGCACGCUGGGCACGACCCCCUCGCCGCUGUCCCUCAAGCCCCAAGGCAGCGUCACGAUUAUUUCGGAAAUGUCCGAGUUUGCCGGAUCGUCCGUCGAGAUUUUUGUCGCGCGACCGGCGGUCCUGUUUGCCGACCUGACUGAGAACAACGACAUGGCGCUGCAGCAUGCCCAUGCAUUCGUGGCCACGAUGGAGUACUCGAAGGUCCGCGACACGGUGACAACGGAUGCAGAAGGCGCGAUCACGGUCGCGAUCCAAAACGAAGUUGUGCAGCUCGUCAACAACAAGGACCUGUUUUUGGAGCCCAAGGACAAGGUGGCCCACACCCCGUCGUUGAAGGCGACGUUGACGUGGAUGGUCUAACUGCCGUCCACCCGCCAUCGUCACUUGGUUCUCUAGAUAGUGCUUGUGUUUACAAUACAACAACAACCUGUCCAGGUCACAAACGAGUGGCUGUGGUGUCGCCGUUCCGAAAGGGCACGAUUGUCGUUGGGUUGUAAAAUGUAACCGAUCGUGUCAGUGAAACGGCUGCGAGUUGCC